Hyalella azteca is the source of this 3936-nucleotide messenger RNA. Its product is annotated as sorting nexin-14. Gene Ontology annotation, molecular function: phosphatidylinositol binding. The transcript has 18 exons. Gene Ontology annotation, cellular component: late endosome. Gene Ontology annotation, biological process: autophagosome maturation. Lineage: Eukaryota; Metazoa; Arthropoda; Malacostraca; Amphipoda; Hyalellidae. The annotation marks the transcript as partial. The record is from RefSeq and is a predicted model, not a curated record.
UUGGGCUGUAGAUCAUUAUCAGAUCUUGCUGAUCAAUUUAAUGCAGACAGGUCUCUAUGUAGUCCAUCAAAGCCUUCAUCUAAAAACAUUUGUUAUUAUAAAUGUUCUAAUUGCAUUAAUUGUUUCAGCUUUGUGGUUGCUGUAGUGGUGCUGCUGUCCUUCUCUGCUGGGCUUCUAGUCCCAUUCCUCAUAUUCAGAGAAGGUAAACAUGUUCCUAACUUGCUGGUGGUGUUCCUGGGAUCUGAGCACUCACAUAUUGGGGAGGAACGUCGUCGGGAGCUAAGGCGCUCAUGUUCAGUGUGUGGGGGGGAGCAGUGCUCUCAUCAGCUCCCCACCUCUCUGGCCUCCCCUAUCCCCGGCCCUCACCAUCCCCAUGUGCACAUCACUGUGCCUCGCUGUGUGGACGAUGCCCUCGACGAGUUGCUGACUCUUGUGCUGGACGAGCACGUAUACAGCUGGUACAGGGAGUUUUCUGUGCACGACCAGCUAGCUGAUGAAGUGCGCUAUGUCAUCAGAUAUGCCGUGUGUGUGCUGCACGCCAGGUUACAAGAGGUUGACUUGACUCGAGUGAUCACAGAGCGUUUGCUGCCGUCGCUUUUCUCGCACUUGGAUCAGUACGUGGAGGGCGGUCGGCGGGUGAGGAUGGCGGGUGGUGUGGAGGCGGGUGUGCUGGAAUACACCCGGCGUGCGGGUUGGUUGCACCCUGCCAUGGAGAGCAGGGAAGCUGAGGCGCAGUACCUUAGGUCCCUCGUGCGAACCCUCGAAACUUUCCUCUUGCCACAGAAGUAUCAGGGUAGCAGCGUGACGAACAGCUUCCUGAAGGAGUUGCUAGGCCGCUUCCUGCUGCUGCAGUUAAUGGACUACCUCGCUGACCCCGACACUGUGAACCUCUUGCUCCUGCUGCUGCUAAACCCUGACUACCUUCACCAGCAACAACAAAGACAAGACUCCCUUAAUCAAAUGCUGCUGCUGUCGUCACUUCAGGGUCUGAACAAACCGCAUAUUCAGGAGCCAAAACUCCAGUCCCAAGAAAUUAAAGAUGGAGGUUCCAGUGUGUCCCGGUCUGAGCAAGAUCUCGAGCCCGUGCUGCUGCUCAAGAGCUUUUCAUCGGUGAACACGUUGCCUAGGAACUCGAGUUUGCGCAACAAUCUGUCUGCGGUGCUGAAAGAUCAGACGCUGCUAUACCUCUUCCACACGUUCCUCAAGGAAGAGUCAGCCAUCAACAUCCUGCAGUUCUGCCUUGCAGUUGAGGACUUCAACCGCCACAUCCUGGACCCUGACCUGAGUGGUGGGGAGCUGCAGGCGCUGCAUGGGGAGGCACAGGACUUGUAUCACAGCUACAUGGCCAACGGCGCAUUCGAUUUUGCAGUGGUGCACAGCGAGGCCUCGGCCAUCGUGAAGCUUCGCACCACACGGCCGCUCUUCCAGGCCUACGAAUUUGCAUACAAUUUACUGGAGCGCGAAUACCUACCACUGUUCCUGAACAGCCACAUGUACUUCGCUCAUUUGUGUGGAUCACGAAGCUCCCAAGGCUGCCAAAAAUCCUCUAGCAGAAGCAAGGACGAAGACAUGUCCUCAGGCAGCUCGUUCUUCUCGUCGAGAAAAUCAUCUUUGCGGCGACCAGAAAUUGCUGAGCAUCAGACCACGACAUCAGCCACACUCGGCCACACUCGCAGCUCGAGCUACGGCGGCAACUUUAAUUUCUUUGACCGUGGACCUGAGUUUUCUGGUGCUGUGAAAUACACUUUAGAGAACGGGGGACUUGUGAAGAGUUUCAGCUCUGAAAAUACGGAAAAAGUUGGUUUGGACUCGGAUGAUUUGGGUAACAUCAACGGACUAGGUUUGCUCAAUAGGAGCAAAAGCCCAAGCACCAACAGCAUCAACAAAUCCACCGGUGCAAACAACCGAAGCUCUCUGAGUCGCGGUGUCGUGCAGAGGGUCGGCAGUGUAGGCCGGAGUCUCAAGACGUUCGGAGCCUCGAUGAUCAGGCCGCAAGUUGUUGCUGGCAACGAAGACCUCACGUUUGGUGGUCGGCCUGCGUUUUACACUUCAGAGGAAGCGCCUGAAGAGGCUGGCUCAUACGCUGAUCAGGUAUGCAUAGACGUCACCAGAGACGCGGAGGGCUGCGAAGAGACUCACUGGGAGGUUCUGAGACGCUUCCACGAGUUCUACAUCCUGGAGAGCAAACUGACGGAGUUCCAUGGAGAGUUUCAGUACAACACGCUACCUUCACGCCGCUCACUCUUCACGCCUUCACACGCUAGCGACUUCAUGCUCACACGCAGACAGAUUUUCGAAGAGUACCUACAGAAGCUGCUUCAAACGCCCGCGCUACGACGCUCUCAGCUCUUGUUUCUUUUCCUGAAAUCCAAAGACGAGUUCACGUCGAGCUUCUUACCUGACGUGUCUCUGGGACGUCUGCUGCGAGACGUGCCUCGCAAGCUCGUCAAAGAGAGAGGGCAACACCUCGAGCCUUUCAUUGAACUCUUCCUGCAGUCAGCUGGCCCUCUGAUGCCUGCUGCGCUCGGCAGCAAGAGCGACAGCCUGGAGGAGGCGACGGAGGCGCGCGAGGGCGGCUGCGGCACAGAAGAGCUGUACCCGCUACACACGCGCCUGUACGGCGACAACGCGCGCUCCCUGUCACCGCCCCCCGCCCAGUGCCUGCCGUCACCGCCCCCGUCUGCCGUCUUCACCUGCACCGGCAUCACCGAGAUGAUUUUGUUCAUUGGUGUGCGGGUGUACGGCCUGGGCGUUGGGGCGGUGCGGUGGUUGGUUGCGCUGCGCAGCGUCGUGGGUGCCACCGUCGACGCGGCGCUGAUGCUGCUCAUUAGCAGGAAGCUUAGCGCCGCCCUCACCCCACACAACCUUGUCAGGCUCAUACACCUGCUCAGAGACGCGUUGAUCGAGCCUGGAGCUGAGCGCUCGAGUUCAGCACGGCGGCGGCGGGAGUUAGAGCUGCGGGCGGCGGUGCUGGCGCUGCUGCCGCCCUGGGGCACGAGGGCGCUGGUGGACGAUGACAGCUACAGGGAGGGCGCCAACACGCUCGUGAACCUGGUGCAGCACCCGCUGCUUAACAAGCAGCUAUCGUACGUCCUACUCGACCAAGUAGUCGAGGAACUCUUCCCGGAGCUCGGAGAUGCGAAGGACGACGAAGGCGUCCGGAAGUGUAACAAAACUGUAGGUCUAGACGACACUUCUCCUCAGUCCGCAGAACAAGAACCCAAGUGUGUUCCAUCUGAGGGCAAUAUAGAUUAAUUGCAAUUGUGAUUGAUUGUGUAGCAAUUGUGAGUCUUCAGGUAAAUUAUUCGUUUCUUUAUUAGGUUAUAGAAUCCCGGUAAACUCGAAUUGAAACAUCAUGUUUGCUCCAACGUAGGGUAGUUAUGGACUGAACACGUUAGUUUUUAUAGUAGGUAUAUAUAUUCAUUUUGAAGCACUGGUUUCUUGCGUAAUAAAAAUAUUAGCGAACGUGAGUUCAUGAGAGGAUCUGAUCGUCUUUCGUUACAUUUGACUAAUAUAAAUAGUAAAGUAACUACUAGCAUACUUUAGGCUUGCUUUCCUAUUUGUUAGUAAUUAUGUUAGCAUUUUCCGCAUAAAAUCGGGACCAUUCCAAAAGUUAUUGUGCAAGUGAUAGAAAUAAUGUCUCCAGUUUUGGUCUCGUUUGUAUGAUGCGUCGCUAUAUUCAACACGUGAUUUAUACUUAUUAUUAGAGUAAAUAGCAAUUAUGUCAUAGUCUUUGGUUGCCAGUCUAUUAAAAUAAGUUUUAGUGUGCGUGUUGUGAAUUUUGUUGUCCUAAUGGUAGUUUGUUUGUAGAAUAAUUUAAUAUGAAUUAUUUGUUGUCAUAAAUACGUUGAAAUAUUUCGUUAUACAAAGUUGUACAUUCCAGCGUUUAUAUUAUUUAUUUAGAUUCUUUCUUUAAUUGUUCAUAUUCGAAAAUAU